Rangifer tarandus platyrhynchus (Svalbard reindeer) is the source of this 534-nucleotide messenger RNA. NCBI's taxonomy places the organism in Eukaryota, Metazoa, Chordata, Mammalia, Artiodactyla, Cervidae. The record is from the annotation of a GenBank genome assembly.
AUGCGGGGCCAUUGCAGACGGAUGAGGAGCCUUACAGACUCUGGGGAGGCCGCAGCUCCCUGGCCCAGAGGGACCCCGCCUGCCGGCAAUGCUCAGACAAGCCAGGGCGUCGGUCCUGAGUGGGUGGAGGGGACACGGCUGGGCCAUGAGGACAGCAGCCGCCCCCGUCCCUGGGAGCUGAGUGCCCGGGGCUGCGCAGACGUUGGGGCUGUGCAGGAGGAGGGGCUGGUUUGGAGAAGCUGGGUGGAGGUCAGCGGAGGUCAGUGGGCAGGAUGCCGGGAAGGGCCGGCUCAUCCCCGGCCUCAGACGGUCCCCGAGACUUGCAGGAGCCUAACAGGACUCAGCAUCGACCCCGCGGCCCCUGCACGGGACAAGCCCGAGGCCACAGCUAGCCGGCUCCCACCCCAGGGUCCACAUGCAUCAGCUGGCCCCAGGCCUCCUCCCCGGCCUCCUCGUCCCCCUGGCUCCGAGGGGAGGGGGAAGCACAUGGCGGCCGCUGUCCCCCGGCUCGGCCCUCACUGCCGGAGCAUGUGA